Phytomonas sp. EM1 is the source of this 2298-nucleotide messenger RNA. The record is from the annotation of a GenBank genome assembly. NCBI's taxonomy places the organism in Eukaryota, Euglenozoa, Kinetoplastea, Trypanosomatida, Trypanosomatidae.
AUGGAUUUUCAAUAUUUCGAUGCUCUCCAUCGCAUCUUGCUGAGUCACUUGCAGCGGGGCAAUGCAAUGGCAGCGUUCGCGAUCAUUGCGCUGCCUCAUGUUCACGAAAAUCCCCUUUUUUGGCGUACUUGCACAUAUCCAGAGGGGCUUGUGGCGGCUAUAAUCAAUGGUUCGGGCUUGGAGGCCUGCAAUAACCCCUCGGAUCAUGCCAAGCAGCAUGGGAAGGAGUUGCUGGUCACGCCUAAACCCCCAUCUAGCGCAUCGGGGGAUGUCACAGGGGGCAGUGGCGGUGAGCAGGGUGCGACUGGAGAUUCAGUGUGCGGCGUGAUUACACCAGUUCAAAACUCCAUCACGCCAGCAGAGCUUUAUAUAAUGUUGCAGUGGUGCAUGCAAGCGAGCUUCUCCCGGGUUAGAGGAUCUCGCAGUGGCCCUCCGAUCACUAGAGGUGAGGGUAGCACAAGGAGGGAUGAAGGUGUACCUGAAGGGGGGAUUCUGCAGGAGGAGGUGGGACCGCAACCACCGAUCAGUGGUCACUCCUGCAGGGGUGUGAGCGACGCCCGCAGACAGACUCCCCUUGAGGGGGACGCAGGCGCCAUCAUAUUGCACACACUGCUCGGCGAGACAUUGGCCCACAUGGAGCACCCACCCUGUCCGCGCCAAACAGCGCAGCACGGGGACCCCACGCGUGAGUCGUCGCGUCCAACACCAACCUCAGGGAGCCAACGCCGCAAACGGCCAUGCAACCGUGAGAGCGAGGUGCAUGGGGGCGAGGAGAGCGAUCAAAUGCCGGACCUACGCAUGCUAUCGAACCUCUUGCAGACCUACUGCUCACACAUGACAUAUCGCAAUCCGCUGCAGUCAGUAUUGGUACCCCCAGAGGGGUGCUCGCAUGCGGAUGGUGAGGGUGCGGAGGGCAGGGGGCGAGGGGGAGCGGGGCCGUGCGCUGUGCGAGGUGAGGGUGUUGGUUUAGACAGCACCAGUAGUGGGGGCACCUCUUCUGGAGCGGGAGCCGUCGUGGCGCCGACGGUGGAGCUCCACAAGAGAGGUCGGUGCAUUGAGCAGGACGACCUCUGUGUGGUGGGGGGCCCAUCUUCCUCGCCCCCCUUGCAGAAGCGACGGCCCUCGGAUGCUAAUCUGGACACCAGCACCGGUCCAGAUGCGACGACGGGCCUGUCCCAACACCGUCCCGUUCCUCCCGUGUCUCAACGGGGUGAUGAAGCCCCCCCUCCGCUUCGUCCUGAGGACAGCCUCACUCGGAUGUUGGAGCAGAUUGCGGAGGUGAAGCGCGAUGUGCCUGAGCAGCCCUUUGGGGUCAGCGCCCUCUUUGAGCUCCUGGACAGGUCAGUGGCCGAGGAGGAUGCGCUGGAGGUGCUUCGUCGUGUGACUGCGGUCCCUGGCACCACGCGAGUGGCUGAAGACUUUGACUCAGUAGGCAGCCAUCCUCGACGUUCGCGGUCACCGGUCGCGCGUGCGGCGGAAAAGCGGCCGCUCUCCACCGUCUCGAAGGCGUCUCAGCCGUCCGUGGCACCCUCAACCCGGUCGCCGCGGCGGGAGACAUCGGAGCCCUUCGCGAGCGCUGCAUCUGUUGCAGCCAACUGUCAUGUGAGCACCGUUACCCCUGUUCGGAGCCCGCGUCGGACGGACCAAUGCGAUGCCGUUGUGGUUACACAACAACCCGAAUCGGCGGGAAGGGCGUCCCCUGCUCCCUCUAAUCUCCUGCCUGGGGGCGGGGGCAGUCUGUGUGAUACGGCUGAUGAGCCAUCGGCCGUACCACGCGCGCCACAACUACUCGUACGGCACCCUACAACUCACGAGGAGAGGGUUGCCGCGGCGAUCCGAGCUUUUGACGAGCUUGAUUGCGCUGAACUUUAUAAGGGGGGCGAGGGGGAUGGACGUGCCACCACAGGGCAUUCGCAGAGCCCCGCCGUAUUGCCUCAGUCAGGGAAGAUCAAGCGCCGCAAGCGCUUCACUCCCGAGGAGGACGAGGCCAUUAUUCAGGGUGUGAAGAGGUUUGACUACCAGGGCACCACACGCUUUCAGUAUAUAUUUCGCGCUUUCCAGAGCGUUUGGCAGCCCGGGCGUACGCCAACGCAUUUGUACGACCACUGGCGAGAUUCACUGCGCAAGCGCGUCUUGCAGGGGAUGACAGCAGAUCGAGACACUACCGGCGAUGCUGCGCAGGCGAAGCCCCGACUUGAUUCCAGCCGAGAUGCGGCGGGCCGUGGACUCAUUGGAGGAGCCCCUAUCGCAAAGGAGGCGUGUGCAUCAUCUGUGAGUUCCGAGAUCGAGGAUAUCUAG